UGUGUCACUGGGGUCUCUAUGGAGACGGGAAUCAACAGCCGAGCCUCGCCCCGCCGGCAGCGGCGCGUCUCCAAGAGCCAGAGGGGUGGUUUUCUCCCCCUUUUUUUUGCAAGGCGCAGCGUAGUGGAAGGCAAGCAGGAAUCUCUGCCCACCAUUUGCUGAUGAAUUUUAAAAUUUGCAACCCGGGACCUCUUAACUGUUGAAACAUAACUAACCUGUGGUGGAGAAUUGCAUUGCGAAAUUUGUAGAAGUGUGAAUUUUGAAGGAUAGCUGUGUUCACGUAGUGCUUUGAAGUGACUUGAACAUCAUGGCUGAGAGCACAGACAUGGCUUCAUUGGAGGAGAGCUUCCGAAAGUUUGCCAUCUACGGCGACACCAAAGCUACAGGGCAAGAAAUGAAUGGCAAGAACUGGGCCAAACUGUGUAAGGAUUGUAAAGUAACCGAUGGCAAAGGGGUCACCAGCACAGAUGUGGACAUUGUCUUCAGCAAGGUGAAAGGGAAGACGGCCAGAGUCAUAAACUAUGAGGAGUUCAAGAAGGCCUUGGAGGAGCUGGCUCCAAAGAGGUUUAAGGACAAAAGCAAAGAGGAAGCGUAUGAAUCCAUCUGCCAGCUGGUGGCAGGCAAAGAACCGACUAACGUGGGCGUCACUAAAGCCAAGGCUGUGGGCGCGGUGGAGAGGCUCACCGACACGUCCAAGUACACAGGCUCCCACAAGGAACGUUUCGACGAGAGCGGGAAGGGCAAAGGCAAGAGCGGACGGGAGAACAUUGUGGACAACAGCGGCUACGUGUCGGCCUACAAGCACGCCGGCACUUACGAUGCCAAAGUGAAGAAAUAGGAGAGGCUGCCGCACCCGUUUGAAGGAAGGGCCACCCUAAUGACACGCCCCCUUGCCCUCGUGGGGGUUCAGCUCUGCCCGGCCUCACUCCAGCCCCAGAGCAAUAGCUGGAAGGGGUGCCUGUCCUUGAAUGGUUUACGCAGCUGCAGUGUGACCCAGCCACGCACCUCGCUUCCCAAAGUUACACAAACUCAGACUUUUAUCUGCGGCACCCACCUGCGCAGCCUACCAAAGGCCUCUCCACCUCAAAUGUCUCCCUUACCUCACUCUAACCAGCCCCCUCCCCACUGCUUUCCUCUCUAGUGCUAAUAAUGGGAAUCUCCUGCACCGUAGAGAAAAUAAAAGGAAAGCUUCAUUUGUCGUGCAGCUUCUAGGGCCACAAAGCUUCUGUCAGGGCAACAAGAUGGCUUCCCAGGCUUCUAACAGCAUUUCCUCAUAGCUCUUGCUCUUCCAACCCAUGAUGAUGUCUACUUCCUGUUUGCAGGGGACCCCAGUGCUUCCAUCGGCAUCAUUUCACCGCUUUUGAUUGUAUCAGAAAAGCAGUAUAUAAAAUAAAAGUACUACUCACAA
Podarcis raffonei (Aeolian wall lizard) is the source of this 1408-nucleotide messenger RNA. It is a transcript of the gene TPPP3, whose product is annotated as tubulin polymerization promoting protein family member 3. Gene Ontology annotation, biological process: positive regulation of protein polymerization; microtubule bundle formation; microtubule polymerization. The transcript has 6 exons. The record is from RefSeq and is a predicted model, not a curated record. Lineage: Eukaryota; Metazoa; Chordata; Lepidosauria; Squamata; Lacertidae. Gene Ontology annotation, cellular component: microtubule. Gene Ontology annotation, molecular function: tubulin binding. Bases 308 to 838 code for a protein of 176 amino acids.